Molecule: messenger RNA, 1217 nt
Organism: Cimex lectularius (bed bug)
Lineage: Eukaryota; Metazoa; Arthropoda; Insecta; Hemiptera; Cimicidae
Gene: Ref1
Product: THO complex subunit 4
Exons: 5
Coding region: 215-985 (256 amino acids)
Biological process (GO): mRNA export from nucleus
Cellular component (GO): nucleus
Molecular function (GO): mRNA binding
Source: RefSeq, a predicted model, not a curated record
CUCUCGCGUUCAGUUGGCCAACCUGCCUUUGGGGUAAAUACGUGCGGCGAGUGUACUCGGCCAUAUUUGCGUCUUGUGAACUGUAACGGGGUGCAAGUGAAGUCGGUUUUGUCUGCAGCGUGACGGCACAUCGUGAAAACCGCUCGGAAGGAACCGAGCCAACCCGUAAACCGGCGGAUCAAAAAACGUUUUCAGUACUCGAACUACGGCAGUCAUGAUGGUCGACAAGGUGGACAUGAGCCUUGACGACAUAAUCAAGCAGAACAAGCAGUUCAAGUUCCCGAGCAAACGAGGACGCGGAGGCGGUGCCACUCCGAGAAAAGGAGGCUUCCAGAGGCGCGGGGCUUCGAAACCGGCCGUCCGAGGAGGCGGCGUUCAAAAGAAACGAGUCGGCUAUGGACGCGUCAAAGUCCCUGCCUUCACGAGGGGUGGUGGCGGUGGUGAUAUUAAUGGAAGAUGGCAACAUGAUCUUUUCGACAAUAAUUUUGGACGUAGGACUCUUACGACAGCUUCAGGCGGUCCUGCAAAGCUUUUGGUCUCCAAUCUUGAUUAUGGUGUAUCCAACAUAGAUAUUCAGGAAUUAUUUACUGAAUUUGGCACGUUGAAAUCUGCCACAGUUCAUUACGAUAAAUCUGGUCGUUCAUUAGGCACAGCAGAUGUUGUUUAUGAUAGAAAGGCAGAUGCCAUCAAAGCUAUGAAACAGUACAAUGGAGUUCCUCUUGAUGGGAGGCCGAUGAAUAUUCAAUUAGCCACUUCAGAUGUGCCUGUGUUUCAAGGGAGAAACAAUGCAAUGGUUUUGAGAGCGAUGACCCAGAGGCAAAACCCAGCACGAAGCAAUAGAACGACAAGAGGUCGAGGAUUCCGGAGAGGAGGCGGAGGCGGAGGUACUGGCAGGGGCGGAAGGAGAGGCGCAGGUGCAAACAAGCCUCCCACUGCCGAACAGCUCGACGCUGAGUUGGACGCAUACGUGAACAAAGUUAAAUAGAAAACGCUAGUGUUUUUCUAAGAGGGGGUUGUUGUCUUUCCCCUACCGCAUUUGAUCCUUCCCCCCAUUACGGGGUGUUUUUACCAAUAAGUUUGUAUGACAAAAGAAAAAAUAAAUAUAUAUUAAAUCAGGCAAAUUGCCCUAAUGAAAAACUAAGGAAGACGUUUAUAGAAGUACAAGUGGUGUAAAGUCUGCAUUUGAAUAUUAAAAAGUGUUUGUAACUAGCAUUCAA